AUGGCUUCCGGCGGUUACGAGCGUUCGAUUGUAACUUCCUGUAAGGCUUGUCAUGAGCGAGCCUCCUGUCUCCCCAUACUAAAGGCCGGUCAGGCUGCAUCCUCUCUGCACUCCUCCAACUGCUCCUGCACUAAGGGCUUCUCUGGUGAUGGCAUGGCCUGCCACAACACCAGCUACUGUGGCAGGGCGAGCAUUUCCUGCUGCAUUGCUGGCUAUGCCUGGUCUCCCACGCAGGGGUGCGUGGAUAUCGAUGAGUGCUCAGCCGUUCCGAGUCCAUGUGUCUCACCACUGGUGUGCCAGAACACUCCUGGAUCGUUCGUGUGUCUGAUGCCGCGGGCUUAUGCCUCUUUGGCUUCUGACGUGCACCCUGUGCAGGUAGGCUGUGGCAGAGAGGUGUGUGACCCGGGCCAGGACUGCAUCACGUUUGGCGGAGCCCCACGCUGUGCUGAUCCAUGCCAGCACUACACUAUCCUGGAAGACCCCUGGCGCUCCACGGACUUCAAGACCAGUGGUACCGUGCACUGUGACAUGGGCACCAACUGGCAGGGAUGGUACAGGAUGUACCUUGGUAAUGCCAGUGUCCAGAUGCCUGAGAGGUGUAUCCAGCCCUGGACAUGUGGCACAGAAGCUCCUCUCUGGCUUAAGACACGCCACCCAAGUGAGUCAGAUGGCGUGGUGCAAGCUAGCGUUUGCGGGAGCUGGUUGGAGGGCUGCUGUAACUUUGAGUUCCCCAUACACGUCAAGGCCUGUCCUGGAAACUACUACAUCUACAAGUUUGUCAAACCACCUCUGUGCUAUCUGGCCUAUGCUGCAGAUGCUAACACAGUGGUGUGUGACACCUGUGGAAAGGGCUCGUCCUGUGUUAGUGCAGACAGGGUCACCUGGAAGUGUCAGACUCCAGACCCUGUCCGUCUGUCUGGAGGCACCAACAGAUGUGAGGGCCGCGUGGAGCUGUACCAUGAUGGGGUCUGGGGCACAGUGUGUGACGACUUGUGGGACAUGAACGAUGCCCAGGUGGUUUGCAGACAGCUGGGCUGCGGUAAGGCUGUGGAUGCCCUGUCGGGGGCGUACUUCGGAGAGGGCACUGGACCCAUCUGGCUGGAUGACGCUCAGUGCAUUGGCACCGAGUCCUAUCUGGUGGAGUGCCAACACAGCGGCUUCGAGAACCACAACUGUGCGCACCAUGAGGAUGCUGGAGUGGUGUGUGCAGAGUCAGCUCUGGCUCCUGAGCUGAUUUGCACCAGCACCCGAAUGCUAGUGGGUGUGUCAACCAUAUACACAGGCUUCCAGGUCCUCAAUGGAACUUCGGGUCACCUGGCAGACCCCUCCUGCAUGUCCCAGAGGCAGGCCAAUGGGACCGUGUGGUAUGAGGUGCAGAGACGAGCAGGCUUGUGUGGGAACGUGAUGAAGACCAACAAGACCCAUGCUGUCUUCUCCAACACCUUGUUCCUGUACCCUGUGAACACGGAUGUGUUUUCUCUGCCCUCGGCCUUUCCCUUCUCCUGUGUUUACCCUCUGGAUUCUCUCACCAGCAUGGACCUAGGAGUGAGACCCUACCUGUCGAUGCAGGAGAUGGGUCUGGUUGGUAUCGGUCCCAGCGCACAAGCCUCCAUGGUCCUGUAUGAGGAUGCUAACUUCACUGACGCUUACCCGAGUGGGACUGUAAAUCUGCCAGUCGGCACGCCACUGUAUGUGGGUGUAAGGGUGGAGGAGGUGGAGACAAACUUCGUUGUGGCCUUGGAGGAGUGCUACAUGACAGACAGUCCUAGUGCUGAUAACCCUGAGAGAUAUGUCCUCAUUCAGAACCGUUGUCCCAGUGAUCCACGUGAUGUGACAAUACUUGAGAAUGGUGUUUCUCUCAAUGCACGCUUCAUUGCUCUGCUCUUCCUGUAUCACGGAAACUACAGAGACAUAUUCCUCCACUGCCGCGUGAACCUGUGUGACCAGUCCACAGAGUCCUGCACUGCGAAAUGUCUGACCAGAAUGUCUCGGUCCAUCUCCAACCACAAAUCUCUCACUAUUGGACCAAUCACCUGGAGCAAAGGCAGGCAGUAACAUGGUUCACAAUAGAUUCUGCAACAAAAAAAACAACAAAAAAAACAACUGCAUUUAGAUUUUCACCUUUUAAGCAAUCAAAUCAUGCUAAGACUUUUGAUCAAAGUCAGGGACACAUUUUUGAGAGUUCGGUCUGCUCUAACCCAAGGCCUUGAUUAUUAGCACACAAGCUGACCUUUGUGUAGGAGUAGGGAUGUCACUAAUCUGUGCAAUGGACCUUCAGUAAUGGAUCUAAAUCAUCAUUUUUAAGAACACUGAUUCUAGUCCAGCCGUUG
Electrophorus electricus (electric eel) is the source of this 2330-nucleotide messenger RNA. NCBI's taxonomy places the organism in Eukaryota, Metazoa, Chordata, Actinopteri, Gymnotiformes, Gymnotidae. The record is from RefSeq and is a predicted model, not a curated record.